AUGGUCAUUCUGGCCCACUGUUGCACCCUGGAUGAAAAGGAGCAUAUACCGAGAAAGGCCAGGAAACAUGCAGAUGGCCAACUGGCCACCAAUCCACAGCACCAUAUUUACCAGGGGCAGCCCAACCGGCCCCAGUUCCUCGCACACCGACUGACGGGGCCUGAGCGCCUGCCCGGCUCCAGAUCCCACUCGAUCCAUCCUCAUUACUCCAGUGGAGCCUCGGGUCACCCUCAAUGUGGCAGAUGCUGCGCGGAGACCCUCUGCACCCCUGCGAACACGGCGCUGCGAGUGGCGCGGAGCAUGCGGGUCGCGGUCUGCAGCCUGCGCGCCAUCUCUGCGCCCAAUGCGCCCUGCCCGCCGCGGCCCUGGGGACUGCGGGCGGGCGCCGUCCGGGCGCUGCGCACCGGCCCCACUCUGCUGUCGGGUCGUAAAUUCACAGACAAACAUGAAUGGGUAACAACAGAAAACGGUGUUGGAACAGUGGGAAUCAGCAAUUUUGCACAGGAAGCUUUGGGAGAUGUUGUUUACUGUAGUCUGCCUGAAGUUGGGACAAAAUUGAACAAACAAGAGGAAUUUGGUGCUUUGGAAAGUGUGAAAGCUGCUAGUGAACUCUACUCUCCUCUAUCAGGAGAAGUAACUGAAAUUAAUGAAGCUCUAGCAGAAAAUCCAGGACUUGUCAACAAAUCUUGUUAUGAAGAUGGUUGGCUGAUCAAGAUGACACUCAGUAACCCUUCAGAACUAGAUGAACUAAUGAGUGAAGAAGCAUAUGAGAAAUACAUAAAAUCUAUUGAGAAGUGAA
This is a messenger RNA of Eubalaena glacialis (North Atlantic right whale), 799 nucleotides long. Its product is annotated as glycine cleavage system H protein, mitochondrial-like. Lineage: Eukaryota; Metazoa; Chordata; Mammalia; Artiodactyla; Balaenidae. The coding region runs from base 1 to 798 and encodes 265 amino acids. Gene Ontology annotation, biological process: protein lipoylation; glycine decarboxylation via glycine cleavage system. Gene Ontology annotation, cellular component: glycine cleavage complex; mitochondrion; cytoplasm. The record is from RefSeq and is a predicted model, not a curated record. The transcript is spliced from 3 exons.